This is a messenger RNA of Fibroporia radiculosa, 927 nucleotides long. RefSeq lists its product as uncharacterized. The record is from RefSeq and is a predicted model, not a curated record. The transcript is spliced from 7 exons. Lineage: Eukaryota; Fungi; Basidiomycota; Agaricomycetes; Polyporales; Fibroporiaceae. The coding region runs from base 1 to 927 and encodes 308 amino acids.
AUGGGCUUAUUUUCCUCGAAGUUCGACCCCGCUAGCCUGCCGGAUUUGAAGGGCAAGGUUGUGCUCAUCACUGGCGGCGCCGCGGGGAUUGGGUUCGCCGUUGUCCAGCAUCUGGCACGUAGAGGAGCCAAGAUUUAUAUCGCUGCACGUACGCAAGACCGGGCGGGCGAUGCGAUUCAACGCCUACGUGCUGCCGGACUCGGUCCUGGCAAUGGCCAACUCGCACAUGUCGAGCUUGAUCUUGCCGACCCGAGGGUUGCAAAGAAAGCUGCAGAAGAGUUUAUGGCGAAAGAGGGGCGUUUAGACAUCUUAAUCAACUGUGCUGCCAUCUACAUUGGACACUUCGUGUUUACUCGCACCCUCAUGCCAGUGCUUAAACGUACUGCGAGCGAACCAAAUAGUGACGUUCGCAUUGUUCACGUUUCAUCGGACGGCUUUGAUGCUGUCCGGCACUCGGUGCAAUUUCGUACGAUCGAGGACUUCAAUAACGAGUACAAAGACAAUGUCUUCCCUUGGCCGUCCCUCAUGAGAUACUGCUAUAGCAAGUUGCUGAUUAUGCUCGCUGCAGCUGAACAGCAGAGACGGCUGGACGAUGAGGGGGUACCAAUCCUUGUGAUGACGACCCAUCCCGGUGCAAUCAACUCCGAUGGUGCACAGAAAUGGAUCGACUCGUUUGGACCGGGACUCCUUGGAGCUAUCGUAGCGUUCUUCAUCAACUUGGUAUUCAACACGCCUAUUAAGGGUGCAUAUAGUACUGUCUUCGCCGCAGCUGCACCCCAAGUCCGCGCGGAACCACGAAAGUAUCGCGCUGCUUAUAUCAAGCCUCCGUCCGAAAUUUCCCCAGUGGCCGAGAGGGCGCGAGAUCCAGCGAAGGGUAAGGAGCUAUGGGAAAUGACGGAGACAUUCUUGGAUGAAAUUGGGGUGUAG